This is a messenger RNA of Cynoglossus semilaevis (tongue sole), 2155 nucleotides long. It is a transcript of the gene blk, whose product is annotated as BLK proto-oncogene, Src family tyrosine kinase. Bases 248 to 1708 code for a protein of 486 amino acids. The transcript is spliced from 14 exons. Gene Ontology annotation, biological process: protein phosphorylation. Gene Ontology annotation, molecular function: protein tyrosine kinase activity; ATP binding; protein binding. NCBI's taxonomy places the organism in Eukaryota, Metazoa, Chordata, Actinopteri, Pleuronectiformes, Cynoglossidae. The record is from RefSeq and is a predicted model, not a curated record.
AUGACAGUAAGUACAGACACGAGAGAAACCCACAGUGAGUGAUACGCUGGCACAAACCAAGUUCACUUUUAUAGAACUUUUUGAUAUUAUACUCAUCAUCUGGACUAGUUUUUUGUUUUUGUUUUUUGAAAACACAAUCCUGGAAAACAAGACCAAGCAGCGAGCAUGAACUCCAAGGCCAGGAUCUGCAGGAGGAGGAGUGGAGACGAGACAGUGUGUCAUUAAAAUCAGCUGUGUGUCUGUCAGGAUGGGCACCGCUUGCAGUGGCCAGAAACUUGCAAAUGACAGAGAGUUUCACAAAGAAAAAAACACACACUGGACAGCGAAUCACAGAGCACAAGGUGGAAACAAGAACGUGGAUAAUGGUAACGCUGUGUUCGUGGCACAGCACGACUUUAAAGACAACAGUGACAGCACUCUGUCCUUCAAAAAGGGAGACAGACUGAAGAUUCUGAAAGAGAAUGGAGAAUGGUGGCUGGCAAAAUCCCUGGUAACAGGAGAAGAAGGCUUGGUGCCAUGUAACUAUAUCGCCCGGGCAGAUACUCUGGAGGUGGAGAAGUGGUUCUUUAAAGACUUGAGUCGGAAAGAAACUGAACGUCUACUUUUGGCUCCUGGAAAUAAACCAGGCUCGUUUGUGGUGAGAGAGAGUGAGACCGUCAAAGGUUCUUACUCUCUAUCAGUUAGAGAUCACACUCCUGAACAAGGAGAUGUGGUAAAACACUACAAGAUCCGGUGCAUGGACAAAGGUGGCUACUACAUCGCUCCUUCCACCCCGUUCCCCAGCUUACAGGAACUGGUUAUAUAUUACAGCCGCACCCCAGAUGGUCUGUGUCGGAAACUGUACGCCCCCUGUAAGGUCAAGGCCCCUCAGCUGCCCUGGGCACAAGACGAGUGGGAGAUUCCCAGGCACACGUUAAGGAUGGAAAGGAAACUCGGAGCUGGUCAGUUUGGAGAAGUGUGGAUGGGCUUCUACAAGAACAAGCAGAAGGUUGCGAUCAAGACCUUGAAAGAAGGCACGAUGGAACCCGAGGCCUUUCUCCAGGAGGCCAACCUCAUGAAGCAGCUGCAGCAUGAACGACUGGUGCGCCUGCACGCUGUGGUCACCAAGGAGCCCAUUCUCAUCGUCACAGAGUUUAUGAUCAACGGGUGUCUUCUUGACUUCCUCAAAACAGAUGACGGCAAAAGGCUGCAGCUCAACAAACUGAUAGACAUGUCUGCACAGAUAGCUGAAGGCAUGGCGUUUAUAGAGAAGAAGAACUACAUCCACCGGGACCUGCGUGCAGCCAACAUCCUGGUCAAUGAGACCCUGCACUGUAAGAUAGCAGACUUUGGCCUGGCCCGCAUCAUCGAGUCAGAGUACACAGCUCAGGAAGGCGCCAAGUUCCCCAUCAAGUGGACGGCUCCAGAGGCCAUCAAUUUUGGCACAUUCAGCAUCAAGUCAGAUGUCUGGUCUUUUGGUAUUCUGCUGACAGAAAUAGUAACCUAUGGAAGAAUACCAUACCCAGGGAUGAGCAACACUGAGGUGAUCAGGAAUCUGGACAAAUCCUACAGGAUGCCGUGUCCAGAUGGAUGUCCCCAGGAACUUUAUGAUCUCAUGAUGAUGUGUUGGAAACAAAAGCCUGAGGAACGACCCACCUUUGACUUCCUGCAGAACCUUCUUAAUGACUUCUUUAUCGCCACCGAGGGGCAAUACGAGAUUCAACCAUGAAGCGUACAGAAACGUCUGCUCAUAACCAUAAAACCGUAAGGCAGGAUCGUCAUCUUCAUGCAUACAGUAUAUACAUUUAUGUUAUAAAAUAAUAAUAAUAAUUAGCAUUAAGUUUGUACAGUGUAGCUUAUUAUUUACAGUUUUUGCCAGCAGUAGUUGCAGCAUAUGCACAAACAGACUUUUGCCGUGUUGACUGCGUGCCUCUCAUAGUCCUGCAUAAUGUCAGGGAGACCUGGAAAAAGAACAGCACUUGAAUGAUUGUGUUAAAAUACAUUUUGUGCAUAUAUUUGGAAUAAAUGUUUGGAGCGAAGGAAAUUAUAGUUUAGAGUAGAUUUUAAAAACAACAUUUUUUUUAAAUUAAAUAACAGAUACUUUUAUUUGUCUCUAUGCAUCUCUUUAAAUUGUAUGAUUUACCAGUGGAAACUAAAUAUAAUUUUAGUACACAUA